UGUGUAGGAACCAGUGUGUCUGGUCUCAACACGUCAGGCAAGAGGCUCGGGAUUUAGGGGAAUCACCUCUGAAAGCUAGAAUAAGGUGUUCUUGGGAACUUCAGACUUCUGCGCUGCCCACCCCCCACCCCCACCCCGACGGAAGCCACAGUCAGCAUUGUGUUCUGUGGAAAGCCUGCAGUGGUUUAUCACUGGUGGUGGUUCUGCCCCAGACUCUCCGUCUACACAGUGAGCUGACAGUGACAGCGCUGGAGGGUAGGGGCGGAUGGAGCGGGGAUGUAUAGGGAGACGCGAUCAACACGUGCCAUGGGCUCUCCACAGCAGAAAUAGCCCUGCAUGUGUAGAGAAAUAGACUGCGGAACGGGAUCUCUCUCGAUGGCCACCAACUCUUCUGCGAAAAGAGAAGCUCACGCAGAGGCUGAGGCCAAGGAGCACGCAGCUGCCGUCUGGACGUCUGUGCCAUCGAUGCUGACGUUGGAAGAGUCGUAGACUGUGAAAAUGAACCCGAAGGAGACCUGGUGAAGUCACCUGGACGGGACAUCUGGAGCUCUGACCUUCCGGGGGAGCCGACCGGAUCCAAGGAGCGCCCCGGGCGACAGUGCAGGUACCCGCCGCGGCAGCUCUGGGGCAGAGUGACUACAUCUGGAAGAAGGAAAAAAUGUAGUUAUCGAAUCCAAUCAACUGUUUGUGUCUCUGAAAUUAUCAACCACAUCGGGUCAAGAAAGGUUCUGGUCGGUGCCACAGACGUAUGGCUGUCCAAGAAGCCACAUAAAGAUGGAGAAAUGGAGGCACAGGGAAAUUAAGUGACUUUGCCACAGUCCCAAGCUGGGGAGGACCAGGAAGAGAACGUAGAGGGACCCUGACUCUGGGCCCGCGUCCUGCCCACGGAGCCACGCUGCCUCCCUUCCUAGGAGAGAAGACGCCCCGCAAGAUGGAGGUGGACGCCGAGGAGAAGCGCCAUCGGACACGGUCCAAAGGGGUUCGAGUUCCCGUGGAACCAGCCAUACAGGAGCCCUUCAGCUGUCCCACGCCGGGCUGUGACGGCAGCGGUCACGUCAGUGGCAAAUACGCAAGACACAGAAGCGUGUAUGGCUGCCCCUUGGCUAAAAAAAGAAAAACACAGGAUAAGCAGCCCCAAGAGCCUGCUCCCAAGCGGAAACCAUUCGCCGUGAAAGCCGACAGCUCCUCGGUGGACGAGUGUUAUGAGAGCGAGGGCUCGGAGGACGUGGAUGACAAGGAGGAGGACGAGGAGGAGUACUCGGAGGACGAGGACGAGCGCAGGGAGGAGGACGAGGAGGAUGAGGAAGGCGACCGAGAGGAGGAGGAGGAGCUAGAGGAGGAGGAGGACGAUGACGACGAGGAUGGGGAGGACGUGGAGGACGAGGAGGAGGAUGACGAGGAGGAGGAGGAGGACGACGAGGAGGAGGACGAGAAUGAAGACCAUCAAAUGAACUGUCACAAUACUCGAAUAAUGCAAGACGCAGAAAAGGAUGAUAACAAUAAUGACGAGUACGAUAAUUACGAUGAGCUGGUGGCCAAGUCCUUGUUGAACCUCGGCAAGAUUGCCGAGGACGCAGCCUACCGGGCCAGGACUGAGUCGGAGAUGAACAGCAACACGUCCACCAGCCUGGACGACGGCAGCGACAGGAACGAGACGCUGGGCCGGAAGAGCGAGCUGAGCCUGGAUCUGGACAGCGACGUGGUCAGAGAGACGGUGGACUCCCUGAAGCUGCUCGCGCAGGGACACGGUGUGGUGCUCGCAGACAACCUCGGCGACAGGGCGUAUGCGGACUCUCUGUCGCAGCAGGACAGCAGGAACAUGAACUACGUGAUGUUGGGCAAGCCCAUGAACAACGGGCUCGUGGACAAGAUGGUGGAGGAGAGCGACGAGGAGGUGUGUCUGAGCAGCCUGGAGUGCCUGAGGAAUCAGUGCUUCGAUCUGGCCCGGAAACUGAGCGAGACGAACCCGCAGGACCGGAGCCAGCCCCCCAACAUGAACAUCCGCCAGCACGCCCGUCAGGAGGACGACUUCGCGGGGAGGACGCCGGACAGGAGCUACUCCGACAUGAUGAACCUCAUGCGGCUCGAGGAGCAGCUGAGUCCCAGGUCUAGAACUUUCUCCAGCUGUGCAAAGGAGGACGGGUAUCACGAACGAGAUGACGACACCACCUCCGUGAACUCGGACAGGUCUGAGGAGGUGUUUGACAUGACCAAGGGGAACCUGACCCUCCUGGAGAAAGCCAUCGCUCUGGAGACAGAAAGGGCGAAGGCCAUGAGGGAGAAGAUGGCGAUGGAGGCCGGAAGGCGGGACAAUGCGCGGUCCUAUGAAGAGCAGUCGCCAAGACAGCUUCCCGGGGAGGAGAGAAAGCCUAAGUCCAGUGACAGCCAUGUCAAAAAGCCAUACUAUGGUAAAGAUCCCUCGAGAGCAGAAAAGAAAGAGAGCAAGUGUCCCACCCCGGGGUGUGACGGAACUGGCCACGUAACCGGGCUUUACCCACAUCACCGCAGUUUGUCUGGAUGCCCGCACAAAGAUAGGGUCCCUCCGGAAAUUCUUGCCAUGCAUGAGAAUGUUCUCAAGUGUCCUACUCCGGGCUGCACAGGGCGAGGGCAUGUAAAUAGCAACAGAAACUCGCACAGAAGCCUCUCUGGAUGUCCUAUUGCUGCCGCGGAGAAACUGGCAAAGGCCCAGGAGAAGCACCAGAGCUGCGAUGUGUCCAAGUCCAACCAGGCCUCAGACCGCGUGCUAAGGCCAAUGUGCUUUGUCAAGCAGCUCGAGAUCCCUCACUACGGCUACAGAAACAACGUCCCCACGACCACGCCUCGCUCCAACCUGGCCAAAGAGCUAGAGAAAUAUUCCAAGACCUCGUUUGAGUACAACAGUUACGACAGCCAUACUUACGGCAAGCGGGCCAUAGCCCCCAAGGUGCAAACCAGGGAUAUAUCCCCCAAAGGAUAUGAUGCGAAGCGGUACUGCAAGAACGCCAGCCCCAGCAGCAGCACCACCAGCAGCUACGCGCCCAGCAGCAGCAGCAACCUGAGCUGCGGGGGCGGGAGCAGCGCCAGCAGCACGUGCAGCAAGAGCAGCUUCGACUACGCGCACGACAUGGAGGCGGCGCACAUGGCCGCCACGGCCAUCCUCAACCUGUCCACGCGCUGCCGAGAGAUGCCGCAGAACCUGUCCACCAAGCCGCAGGACCUGUGCGCCGCGCGGAACCCCGACAUGGAGGUGGACGAGAACGGGACUCUGGACCUCAGCAUGAACAAGCCACGGCCGCGGGAGAGCUGCUGCCCGGUCCUGACGCCCCUGGAGCCCAUGUCCCCCCAGCAGCAGGCGGUGAUGGGCGGCCGGUGUUUCCAGCUGGGCGAGGACGACUGCUGGGAGCUGCCCGUGGACUACACCAAGCUGAAGCCCCGCAGGGCGGACGGGGGCGACACCAGCGAGGCCCCCCCGGAAGACUUGGACCCAUUCCAGGAGGCUCUGGAGGAGAGAAGGUACCCGGGAGAGGUGACCAUCCCCAGCCCCAAGCCCAAGUACCCCCAGUGCAAGGAGAGCAAAAAGGACUUAAUAACUCUGUCCGGCUGCCCCCUCGCUGACAAAAGCAUUCGAAGCAUGCUGGCUACCAGCUCACAAGAACUCAAGUGCCCGACCCCCGGCUGCGACGGCUCUGGGCACAUCACCGGCAACUACGCUUCUCAUCGAAGUCUUUCAGGUUGCCCGAGAGCAAAGAAAAGUGGCAUCAGGGUGGCACAGAGCAAGGAAGACAAGGAAGACCAGGAGCCCAUCAGAUGUCCCGUUCCUGGGUGUGACGGCCAGGGCCACAUAACCGGGAAGUACGCCUCCCACCGCAGUGCGUCAGGAUGUCCCUUGGCCGCCAAGAGACAGAAGGAUGGAUACCUCAAUGGCUCCCAGUUCUCCUGGAAGUCGGUCAAGACGGAGGGCAUGUCGUGUCCCACGCCAGGAUGUGACGGGUCGGGCCACGUCAGCGGCAGCUUCCUCACACACCGGAGCUUGUCGGGAUGCCCGCGAGCCACGUCAGCCAUGAAGAAGGCGAAGCUGUCAGGAGAGCAGAUGCUGACCAUCCGACAGCGGGCCAGCAACGGCAUAGAAAAUGAUGAAGAAAUCAAGCAGUUGGAUGAAGAGAUCAAGGAGCUCAACGAGUCCAACUCCCAGAUGGAAGCCGAUAUGAUCAAACUCAGGACUCAGGUAACAAUCACCACGAUGGAGAGCAGCCUGAAGACCAUUGAAGAGGAGAACAAAGUAAUCGAGCAGCAGAAUGAGUCUCUCCUGCACGAGCUGGCCAACCUGAGCCAGUCCCUGAUCCACAGCCUAGCCAACAUCCAGCUGCCGCACAUGGAUCCAAUCAAUGAACAAAAUUUUGAUGCAUACGUGACUACUUUGACGGACAUGUAUACAAAUCAAGAUCGUUAUCAGAGCCCAGAAAAUAAAGCCCUACUGGAAAAUAUAAAGCAAGCUGUAAGAGGAAUUCAGGUCUGAGCAGCUGCUGUAGGUGACGGGAUGUUGUUUAAAAGGAGACCUGUUGUUCUUUGCUGCUGUGAUUCACCAGAAAGUGUUCUAUAUUUAUUUCUGUUUGAAACAGUGUGACGCUUACAAGACUUCAUAAUGAUUUUAUGUCUUGCUUUAAAGAUAGUACCUGCAGAAUAGUUUUCAAUACAUUCACAUUUUGUACGUUUUCAUAUAAGCUGACAUAGUGUGAUAUGCCAUGUAAUGUUUAUAGCUGCUAAUGUAUGCACAUUUGGGGGUAUAUAUAUUUCUGAAGAGGUAAGCGGAUCAAAAUAAAUAGAGUGUAAAUUCUUUUUAAUGCUUUAGUGAUUAAAUGUUUUAGUAUUUUGAACUGAAAUGGACAAAAAAAACAAAAAACAAAAAACAAAAAAAAAAAAAAACCCAGCUUUGAAUGAUCAUGUGGUGACCCCGCAGCCACUUUUUAGACAUUAUCAUUUUGCCUCAUGUUGGAGGAUUUUAUGGAAUUUAAGAAAUAACAUUUUGUGUGCAUAUUGUUUCAUAGCAAGAAUUGGUUGCAAAAAAAUGCUUUAUUUUUGAACAAUGCUUGGAAAUAUUAUGUGAUUUUUUUGUUUGUUUGUUUUAGGAGGAUGGUGUAUGGUGGGGGCAAUAAAUGAGGUUUUUUGCAUUCCAAGGAAAUGGCAUAUGGAUUAACUGUAAGAAAUGAGAUAAGUAAUUUAUUGUAAGACAACAUCAAGCCAUGGAAACUUGGCAGAAGAUUCAAAGCAGCUUAAACAGCACUUUUAAAUUAACUCCUGAGCAUUACAUGGUGUGCCUCUGGGAACUGCAGUUAAGACAGGGGCUUAUGAGAGGUGGACAGCGCGAAGAUUUCCCUUUCCAGUGUCAGUAGACUUUGGAGCAACCUCCCCUUAUCUCCCCGAGAGCUGUGUGCCCCUCUGAAGCGUCUGUCCUUGCAAUGGCGUCUGUCUCACAGAACCUGUGUGCUCUAAUUUAAGUUCAGAGAUAAUUUCAGAGUAUUUAUUUCCCCUCUUUCCACCUUUAGAAAUUAUUACUGUCGUUGUUGCUGUUACUAUGACUUCACAUUCGGGGAAUAAGGCAAAUGAGGCGGGAGUCCUACCGCGGGGCGCUUUCUGCUGGGCGGCGGAGCGCAGCUCAGCGGGGACGCCCGACGCCGAGUGCCCGCACACAGGCCUUUCUGUUCCACCUUCCCCUGGAGACCCGGCGACCACAGGGCCUUUGCAGAGCCUUGCUCUUUGAUUUGUCACGACCUAUUCUAAGAACGAAUGCAAUCAGAUUUUAAGAGUAAUUACCUAUACUUCAGCACUUUUUUGCUUUACACUAGAUCAUCCUAGACUUGCUUAUACUUGGAGAUUUGAUUGUUUUCUUCCAAUGACUGCACUAUAUGUAUGCAUAAGACCACUUUUGAUUGCUGCGCCCUCCCCUUCCGAGUAGUCCCUAGGACGGCGUGUUGUGUCUUCUGGUGUUGACUUGAGUUACAUGUAACGGCAUCUCUUCCCUCCAUGUCUUGAUGUUAUGCAGGAAGUACAGAAGUACUUUAAAAUUUUGUUAUGAAGAAAAAAAAAAAGAUGGGUUUUGUAAAAAUAAAAAAAAAAUAUUUUUAGCAGAACAGGACUUACAGGGUCAUUGUCCCCACAACGUGCCAGUCGACUAUUUGCACUUACCUUGUCCUAUAUAUCCGUACGGAGGUGUGCAAUUCCCGGGGUCAGCAGCCUCGCGAGGCCGGCCCUGGAAAGAUGACAGGAGCCCUCACGGCUGACCCGACGAUGUUGCUAAGGGAGAUUACAGGGAUCUCACAGCAAAUACUGAUACAAUACUCAACCUCGGUAUAUAUAUGUGUAUAAAUAUAUGUACACCCCCAGCGGCACUUUAUACUGUCCACUGUACAAACGCUCACAGUUUUCCGCGAGGACGUUACUAACGAGCUGGGAAAGAUGACGGACCUCCCGGGGCCCUGCGGCGCCCGCCCUGGAGAGCGCCCUCUUUCUGUUGUGCGAUUAGUUGUAGCUGCCGUGCUCAGAAUUGCCUUUUCGAGAGCUGAAGCGAGGUGCUUCUCGGUCACCCGAUGCCAUAUACACCGUCGGGGCCCUGGGCUCCCGGGGGGGCCCUGCCGUUCGUGUGGGCGAAUGCGUUUCCCUGCCGCGAUGUGUCCGCAGCUUCUUUGCCAAUAUAGUAAUGCUUUUAGUAGAGUAAUAGCUAGUAUCAGUUCUGGAUUCUUCUCGUUAUCACCUAUGUACAAUGGAAAGGGGUUUUAAGCACAAAUCUGCUGCUCAUCUAACGUUGGUACAUAAUAUCCAAUCAAGAGUUAUCUGUGACUAUUAUAUAGGGAUCACAAAGUGUCACAUAUUAGAAUGCUGACCUUUCAUACAGAAUUAUUGUGAGUCAUCAGAGUUUAUUUAUUAUAACUUAUUGUUCGUAUUCAUUUCUGAGUUAAUUUAAGUAACCAUUUAUGAAGACAGAAUUUUGUAUAAAUAUUUAUUGUGCUCUCUGUGGAACUGAAGUUUGAUUUAUUUUUGUACUACACGGCAUGGGUUUGUUGACACUUUCAUUUUGCUAUAAAUGUGUGGAAUCACAAGUUGCAGUGAUACUUCAUUUUUAAAUUGUGAACUUUGUACAAAUUUUGUCAUGCUGGAUGUUAACACAUCUUACUCUAAAUAAAAACGGUGUUGCCACA
Messenger RNA from Felis catus (domestic cat), 7172 nucleotides. It is a transcript of the gene MYT1L, whose product is annotated as myelin transcription factor 1 like. The coding region runs from base 932 to 4495 and encodes 1187 amino acids. Gene Ontology annotation, biological process: regulation of transcription by RNA polymerase II. Lineage: Eukaryota; Metazoa; Chordata; Mammalia; Carnivora; Felidae. Gene Ontology annotation, molecular function: zinc ion binding; DNA-binding transcription factor activity, RNA polymerase II-specific; RNA polymerase II cis-regulatory region sequence-specific DNA binding. The record is from RefSeq and is a predicted model, not a curated record. Gene Ontology annotation, cellular component: nucleus. The transcript has 25 exons.